AUGUCCGCCAUGGCGAAGACCUCCAAGUACACGUACCGCAGCAGUGGCGGCGGCACCACCGACGUCAACAUCGAGUACAGCGCCGACCUGAGUGCUCUCUCCAGGCUGGAGGACAAGAUCCGUCUCCUCCACGACGAUCUGGAAUCCGAAAGGGAGCUGCGUCAGAGGAUCGAGAGAGAAAAGGCAGAUUUGAGCGUGCAAGUCAUUCAACUUUCCGAGAGGCUGGAGGAAGCUGAAGGCGGGGCCGAAAGUCAGUUCGAGAUCAACAGAAAACGCGAUACUGAACUUACGAAGCUUCGCAAAUUACUGGAAGAUGUCCACCUGGAGUCUGAGGAGACUGCCCAUCUGCUUAAGAAGAAGCACCAGGAGAUCGUGGCUGACUUCCAGGACCAAAUCGACCAGCUUACCAAAAGCAGAGCUAGGGCUGAGAAGGAGAAGUCCAAAUUCCAAGCAGAAGUAUACGAGCUGUUGGCCCAAGUAGAGAACAUCACGAAGGAGAAAAUCACAUUCUCGAAAACAUGUGAAAAGUUGGAAAUCACCAUCAGCGAACUUCACAUCAAGAUUGAGGAGCUUAACCGCACUAUUGUGGACAUUACCUCCCACAAGCAGCGUUUGUCCCAGGAGAACAUUGAGCUUAUCAAAGAAGUUCAAGAUCUUAAGGUUAACAUUGAAAACGUCGUAUAUCUUAAGAGUCAAGUGGUCAGUCAGCUCGAAGACUCGCGUCGCAGACUCGAAGAUGAAGAGAGACGGCGUUCUCUGCUUGAGGCCAACCUGCAUCAGGUUGAAAUUGACCUGGAGUCCGUCCGUGUUCAACUCGAGGAAGAAUCCGAGGCCCGUCUGGACUUGGAGCGUCAACUGGUCAAGGCCAACGGUGAGGUCCAGCAUUGGCGAUCAAAGUUCGAGGCCGAGGCUUCUGCCAGGGCUGAGGAGAUCGAGGAAAUCCGUCGUAAAUACUCCGCCCGCAUUCAAGAACAGGAGGAGCACAUCGAGACUCUCAUCGCUAAGAUCAGCAACAUUGAAAAGCAGAAAUCACGUCUUCAGAGCGAGGUUGAGGUGCUCAUUAUCGAUCUCGAGAAAGCUAACGGAACCGCCCGCGAGCUCCAGAAGAGGACGGAGCAGCUCGAGCGUGUCAACAUCGAAAUCAAGUCCCGUCUUGAGGAGACCGUGCAGCUGUACGAGCAAACGCAGCGCGACCUGCGCCUCAAGCAGACCGAGAUCCAGCGCAUCACCCACGAGCUGGACAAGACCCGCGAACAGAAAGAUGCUCUCGGCCGCGAAAACAAGAAACUGGGUGAUGACUUGCACGACGCCCGAGCCAACAUCACGGAGUUGACCCGCCGUCUUCACGAGCUCGAAAUCGAGCUGCGCCGUCUUGAGAACGAGCGAGAGGAACUCACCGCCGCAUAUAAGGAGGCAGAAGCCGGCCGCAAAGCCGAGGAACAACGUGCUCAAAGACUGGCUGCUGAACUCGGCCAGUUCCGCCAUGAGGCUGAACGCCGCAUCCAAGAGAAGGAAGAAGAAAUCGAAGCCAUCCGUAAGCAGACCAGCAUUGAAAUCGAGCAGUUGAACGCUCGUGUUGUGGAGGCAGAAACUAAGUUGAAGACGGAAGUCACCCGCAUCAAGAAGAAGUUGCAGAUCCAGAUCACCGAGCUUGAGUUGUCCCUCGACGUCGCUAACAAAACCAACAUUGACCUGCAGAAAACAAUUAAGAAGCAAUCUCUGCAGCUCACUGAAAUCCAGACCCAUUACGACGAAGUCCAGAGACAGCUCCAGGUAACGCUUGACCAAUACGGCGUCGCUCAGCGUAGAAUACAGUCCCUCACCGGCGAGAUCGAGGAGAUCCGAGGCAAUUACGAACAGGCCCUUCGUGCCAAGCGCACAAUCGAACUGUCGUAUGAGGAAGCUCAGACCCGUAUCAAUGAGCUGACCGUCAUCAACGUAAACCUGUCUAGCAGCAAGGCCAAGAUCGAGCAAGAGCUCGCUGCCGUUGCUGCUGACUACGACGAGAUUACCAAGGAACUGCGAAUUGCUGACGAGAGAUACCAGCGCGUCCAGACUGAACUCAAGCACACCGUUGAGCACUUGCACGAGGAACAAGAAAGAAUCGUGAAGAUCGAAGCCAUUAAGAAAUCUCUCGAGAUUGAAGUCAAGAACAUCUCCAUCCGCUUGGAAGAAGUUGAAGCUAAUGCCAUCGUUGGUGGAAAGCGUAUCAUCAGCAAAUUGGAGGCGCGCAUUAAGGACUUGGAACUGGAAAUGGACGAGGAGAAGAGGAGACACGCUGAAACCAUCAAGAUCCUCCGCAAGAAGGAACGCCAAUUGAAGGAGGUCAUGAUUCAGUGUGAGGAAGACCAAAAGAACAUUGCUCUCCUCCAAGACUCCCUGGAGAAGUGUACUCAGAAAGUCAACAUUUACAAGAGGCAGUUGACAGAGCAGGAGGGCAUGUCCCAACAGAGUGUGACCAGAGUGCGACGAUUCCAACGUGAGUUGGAAGCCGCCGAGGACCGCGCCGACGUCGCUGAGAGCAAUCUCUCUCUCAUCCGCGCCAAACACCGCACCUUCGUCACCACCUCCACGGUGCCUGGCUCUCAGGUCUAUCUGGUCCAGGAGUCCCGCGCCCUCAGCACGGAG
Messenger RNA from Iphiclides podalirius (scarce swallowtail), 2628 nucleotides. Lineage: Eukaryota; Metazoa; Arthropoda; Insecta; Lepidoptera; Papilionidae. The record is from the annotation of a GenBank genome assembly.